AUACUGUGUUCUCAUGUGUGAGAGUAGGAUGACAAGUUUACUCGUUAGAUCGGGUAACGAGUACGCGCAAUGUGUGUUUGACGGCGAAGGAGUAAAUAGAAAAACGAGUACAGCAACCAUUAAUUCACAGUGUGAUGAAGAUACACGUCGGUUUUAGUAGUGGCUGUGUUCGUUCGAUUUCGGAUGUGCAGAAUAAAAAAUAUUUCACAGUGAAUAAAAUAUUUGAAAAAGCGUAGAAUAAAAAUUUGGCUACGACGGUCGCCAUUGUUUUACUGCGCACAGUACGAGAACGGUAGUAUUGUUUUUUUUUUAUCGAGAAGUGCGAGGAUAAAAAGUGAAAAUUUUUAAAGUUGUAGAUUUCAAAGCAAGCGGAAAAAGAGUUUGCUGGGAAAAAGUUUUUCCCUCAAUUAUCGAAUUGGUGUUUGUUGUUCAUAUAGUUGCUCGUGUUGCUUCUGUAAAUCCACAUAGGCUACCACUCGUUCUAUCUAAUUAAAUCGAAAAAAUAAGUUCUUCUAGUUCGCUCUGGAUAUAAUAUAUAUUUAUCCAUAAAAAUUUCUGAAGUGAUAAUAAUUAUGAAAAAGUAUCAAAACUGAAAAUUCUGUUCCCGUUUAGAGCCGGAAGAGGAAGAAUUUAUAGUAAAACUGGAAGCCCAUAUUGCAUGGCGCGAUUAUGAAUGUCUUUAGUGACUGCCGUUUGGACGUUUUACCACAAUAAUUUGAGAGAAGCCCGGCCUUGUAUACAUCUAAACACAACACCUGUAGAUAUAUUCAAGAGUGUUAAGCAGAAGUAGAUCGGAAAUAAAUACGGUCGACCUACUGCCUAAACACCUUUUCGCUAUAUUCCCAUUCCGUAAAAAAGACAAGAAUUAAAAAUUGAGAAAUCAACUGAUACAACGGCGCGCGCGAUUCGCAGGCGCAGUCAAAGAGUUGGCAGCAGUCGUGGCUCUGAGAACGAGACAGUGGCGGUAGACAACAGUAACAGCGCCAGCCCACUUACCGAGGCUGCGUAUGACAGUAUCGUGGUUGCUGACACUACGAUCACAGAAAAGCCAGAUGAAGCAGCUUGUGGAAGUAGCAGCAUGGCGCCAGCGCUGAAUGAGCCAAUGAGUCCCACAGAAAAACUGUCAAACUCGACAAGAAAGGUCACACCUGCAACGCGCUCUGUUAAAAAUACAAAUGAAGAGACAAUUUCGACAACUCCUACGCUCUUAAUCACAAGCCCAAACAGCAUUUGUAUCAAUAAUGAGACCAAAGAGAAAAGAUCGCGAACGCCAUCAGUGUCAACUCCCACACCGUCAUCGUCAACAGUGUCAACUUCAACGCCGUCAUCUUCAGCAUUGAAUUCGACGCGAGUGACGCGAUCUAAGGAUGCGUAUCAACGCGUUUUCGAGCAGGCAGUCUCACCCACCCCAAUAAUUUCUCAACAAUUAGCUGGCAAACAUUCGACGAUUACAACCAAAAGUUGUUUGGAAACAGCUAAAUGCUUGUCAGAUAGUGAUAACGCGGCCAAAACCGAAAAGAAUAAAAAAAAUGUUGCAAUCAGUGAAGAACCGAUGGCUAUGAAUAAUAAAAAAAUUAAUAUUGACACUGACAAAAAUAUUGUUGAAACAUUUUUUUCGGAUGCAGUAGCGGUAGAAGGUUUGGAAAGCGAAUCUAAUUGCAACAAUAAUAAUAAUACGAAUAUAAGUUGUAAAAGUAAUUCUACGGAACAGCUCUUGGCUGAUUUGACAAACGAUAUCGAAGAAACAAUUACAACGAAAGUGUGCAUUCGCAAACAUCUCCAAGACGUUACUGUGGGUAAGAAUGGGUCCAAUGUUUUGAACGUAUUAACAAAUACAAAAACGGAAAUAAAGGAUGUGGAUAUUAUAAAAUCUGAUGUAAAAGACGCCAAGGAUACAAAUACAAAUAUUAGUCCCACUAUUUCAGAAUCUUCACACAAAGUCGACCUAAGACAUGUAGAUGUAGGGACUCACAGUGUAAACAGCGAUAAAAAUGAAAAUUGUUUCGAAUCAACGUCAAAGGCACUUGCACAGAAACAACCCAUAAGUGUAGAGAGAAAGCGGCUUAAUAAUGACAACACGUCAGGUGAGGUACCGGCAAAGGUUUGUGCGACAGUUCCACCAGAUAUGCAUGGCGAGCAAAAAACUGGUUGUGCGUCUUCCUUGAAAACAGAUGUUUCAACACGUUUACAAAUUUUGUCUGUAGAUGUCCUGCCACCAAUUAGUACAGACUCAACAAUGACAGCAUCCGAAGUAGAGGAUAAUCUUGAAGAGCGUUUAAGUCAGUUAGAUGGAACAGCGAUGGCUUCUCCGAUACGCGAGAGUGUGAAUCCGGAAACUGCUAAUAUGGAAACUAUACCAACAACCCCGCCACGCACACCGAUAAAGCAACAAACACAUCAGCAAGAAGUGCAACAAUUGCAACAGCAACUGCAACAAACACCGCCAACUACUUUAUCGCAGCAAGCACAUCAGCAACACCACAUCAUUCAACAGCAAAACACAUUUACGCCUCAAAGCAGCACAUCAUCGGUGAAUACAAUUAACAGCUCGAAUUUGCCACCGGCAUUCAUGAAAGAAAGUGGAGCUGGGGAGUUGGAGGAUCAAGAUAUAGAGGAAGUGCUUAAAGUGCUUAAGGGAUUCGAUGGCAGUGCUGGGGCUGAUACAUUGUGCGACUUAAAUGUACUCUUUAACGAAGAAUACACCCUCAAUUAUGAAGAGGUCAGUAGUCACAUAGCAUCUACAUCAAAUAAACCGAACCCAUUAAAAGAGAUGCAAAACGAACUCGAGCGCAAUCAACAAGGGAUGUACCGUAAAAUCGACUUUCUUCUAAGACGUUUGAGGAAAAUUCAAUCUCGCUAUAUGAGCAAGCAUUGCAGUGAAGAGAUCGCCGGCUUAUUUGAGUGGACGGCUCGGAUGUUUGCUGGCAAAGGUGGUGCCAUGAACAGAUCAACGGAUGUUUUGUGUACAGAUACGGCAAUCAGUGUCAUAGCAGCGCGUCCCCCCGCAAGUAAUUGGUCAGAAGAAAAGAACCCUGUCGCUUCAACUCAAAUGUCAUCUAUGUUGCGCCGCUUAGAGCAGUCUUCUAAUGCUCAACAGCUGUGUAUGGUACCCACAAAUCGCAUUUUGAGUGCCUCAAGCUCGCACAUGCCGCGUAAAUCUAAGAAAGCGUUUUUACAUGAAGUACAUACUGCUGCAUCCGCAUCUGCUGCUGGGUCGUCUGCGACAAUGGUUGUUGAACGAAAAGGCGAAAUUGUAGUACCAACCUAUGAUAUAAAUGUUAGCGAGGAGAUGGCUCAGGUUGCUGGGUUACUACAAACCGAAAUGAGGGAAGUUCAGACGGCCAUGGACUCCGACGCGACAGAAUCCAGCUCUGGGGGUGAAUCAGCCGAUGAAAUGGUGACUUAUAAUAAUCAAAUUCAGCAACCCUUAGCUAUUGCGAAACGUGCUGCUUGGCGUUAUUCGCGAGAUCGAGCAGCGAUAGCCGCCCGUUGGUCAUGGCUGCUAUCACAAAUAGCCGACUUAGAAAUUAAAAUACGGCAACAUACUGAACUACGGCAGGAAAUUAUACGCACUAAGGGCUCAGUGGUAUGUAGUUCAGAGGAGCAGAGCGCAACGGAAAAUGCUGACGGUCUUAAAUCAAACGAAAUCUCUGCAACUAAUAUAUCAACAUCAUCGGUUAACGGUUAUAAAGGCAAUCUAAAUAGUAAAGUAAAUGUCAGCGAAGAUGUCGAAUUAGGACCUUUGGGAGCUGCGCGAACACGGGGCUUUGUACAAUUACUUUUCCGUAAGCGAAAGCUACUCCAAACCCAAAGUCUUCACACAAUAUCGAAAAAAGCUGCGCGGCCAAGUAACAUCAAAUGUGGCUGCCAAUGGCCGUUUAAUCCUUGUGCACUAUGUACGGGACGAUUGGAUCCGACGGCACCUCGUGAUCCACCAGAUACAAUGAUGUUCGCAGAUAGAAUAGCGUUAAUAGAUCCCGGUUAUCAUCCUGUUUUAAGCUUCCGCGAAGACGUCAGCAGCACUUUGCACUUUGAGGCGAUUGCUCGAAUGCCAGAUUGGCAGCAGCGCGUUAUGCGUUGUCAAGUGAAAAGCAUUGCAAAAAGUGUCUGGAAAGCUGAACGAGAAGCUGAGCGUGCAGCUGGUCAUAAUACAUCCAAGAAAUACAAUGAACCGGUUGUAAAACGACGCUACACGAAGAAAAAGGAUCGUCUUGCAGCAGAGGAAAAGAAUGCGGCGGCGGCAGCGGCUACGUCAACGACAACGAAUUCUGCGAAUGCGUCAUUAUCACCUGCAAUAGGUCUUGCAUCAGAUUCAUCUGCUAAUUUAACAAAAGGAGUUGGAAAAGGUGUCGAAAAUGUGGGAGCGUCAGCGAAUGUUUCUUAUCACAGCGUGAGUGAAACAUCAGCGUCAUUGCCGGCGAGCGAUGGUGGAAAUGGUACUAGCACUUUGUCUACGUCUACUACAACAACGCCACUUGUGGCCAACAAAUCGGUAAAAAAAUCAAAAAAGUUGCACCACUAUCAUUUGGUUGGCGACGGGGUAUUGUUGGAACCGCCACGCCCCUUAUCGCCAAUCGCAACAAACCACAGCAGUCACAGUCAAAGCAGCCAUCACAGCCAACAAAGCGGCAACAGCAACAGCAAUUGCAUCCAUCAAACAAGCGACAAUCCACCACAAAAUUACGACCAAUUCAGUCCCAGCCCAAUACAUUCAUCAUUGAUCUCCAACAACAGUAAUGGUCUUAACGGCGGUGGCAGUGGCGGUGGAGUUGGCGUUGGCGGCAGCAGUGGCAUCGGCAACCAUAAGCAUAAUAAUAAAAAUCGUAAAAGUUCUGCGUCAAGCAUAUCCACCGGAAUCGCUAAUAACACCAGCCAUCAUCAUCAGAGUAGUUAUUCGACUACGAACUACACCAAUUAUAACGGUGAUACCAAUGAUGGGAAUUGGGAUAGCUUUAUUGCACGUAGUCGUACAUCAUCACCGACACAUACAAGCGGAUCUGCCGUUAACAGUAGUUACUAUAAGUACGAAAGGUCUAAAAAUCGGACUUCGUACGACAUAGACAACAUUGUUAUACCAUAUAGUGUGGCGGCAACGACUCGCGUUGAGAUUUUGCCGUACAAGGAAAUACCAACACCCAAAUGGCGCGUUAUUGAGGAGGAUCAAAAACUUGCUCUGUGCACAUCCACUUCAGAAAUGGAGUCAGAUAAACUUGGUAAUGCCGAAAGCAGUGAUAACAAAGUGAAAAAUGACACAUGUGAAAUUGGCAACAAGCCACAAUGUGAUAUAUCUGCAGAGAAGGCGGAGGAAACCCACAAUGCACGAGAGAGGGAAGAAAAGGAGGUGACAGUAGAAGGGAACACCACGAAUAAAAAACCAAUUCAAGGAUCUGAAAAUGUAGACGUUAUUGUAGCAAGCCAACCAAAUGCUAAACAGAAUAAUGUUGCGAAGAGUGUUUCUUCUGAUGUUGAGUUAUCAAAUGCGUCAGGUUUAAAUAGCAAUAACAUUUUAGAUAAUACCAACAUAAAUGCUAUAAUAAAACCGGAUGACAAAAUGACGACAGUGAAUGAACUUUCCACAGUCAAUGCACUUUCCGACGAACCUGCCGUUAAAAAAUCCAAACAUGAAAGUGCUGGCGAAAGCAAAAGCUCUAUUGUGAAUAGUAACGUUUUCAAAAAUGUUGAGGUAGCUGAAGCGGCAAAUGAAAACGAUUCCACCACUUCGAACGCAACAAAAAUUACCAAAGGAGAAACAAUGUUGGCAUUAAAACGAGCAACCCGACUGAAACGAAGUAAUACAAUUCAAGAAGAGUCCGUAAAUGUUGAUGCCACUGCGGAUGAAACAAGUGAAACAGAAGACAUUUCUAAUGAAACCGUCAUGUUGCGCCAUGAACGUGCAUUAGCCGAGGAGCGUCGAAAAUUCAAAACCUAUUUGAAAUACCCAUGGAGUACUCGCUCUCGCGCUAAUCGUCGUAUAGAUAGUCGUGCAGAAUCUAGUGGUGCCAACACUCCAGAUCCUUGCUCUCCAGCACCGCCAACACUCAGUUUAGGUGGUACUGAUCAGGAGAGCAUACCCUCUCCAUCGGCGCUGUCAACACCACUGCAUCCAUUGGAUGCGAUUACUGAAGCGACUGAAAAUGGCACAAGCAAUCCUGCGAACGCUAUCGGUGGUGUUUCAUCCCAUACUAAUAACAACGAUAUGAAUAAGCGUUUAGAGCGACGUCGAACAACAUCUAUGAAAAAAGAUCGCGAAUUGGAGCGAAGAAGCUCUACUCCAGAUCCAAAAGAGCUUGUACCACCAUAUGAACCUCUAAAAUUUCCACUUACCGACGAAGAAUUUGAAGGUUUACUGAAGGCAAUGCCUGUCGAAUUUCAUUAUUUGGAUUUCGAUGCUAAGUAUUUAGAAGACUGUAACAACAUUGGUGCCUCCGCUGGUGGCUCCAAAUUUUCUCGUCAGCGCAGCAAUUGGCGUGGGGAUAUCCCAGUCCUAGCUAAUAGGCGAGGCAAGUUGACCUCAACAACACAAAACUGUGAUGCUACAAAUAAUAAGAGACAGCGAGUAAAUAACAAUGGGCGAAUACGUAAGGGUUCCAAAGGUGGUAGGGGUAGACGACGUGGUAAUCUCACACGCGUUCCAGUUAAUGAAUCGACAAAUGGUGUGAAUGGCGCUGACGAAGUGGAAGACGAAGAGGUUGAAGAUGAUGACGUCGAUUUAAUGAUGCUUUUAGCUGAAGAAGAUGAUGAUUAUGACUAUCCGAAACAUCAUUUGGCACCCGACGAUGAUCUCUUUGAUGGCGGUUCUAGCAGUGUGGCCGGCAUUGGUGUUGGUGGUACUUUGAAUGGGAGUGCACGUGAUCGUAUGUUCAAUAUCGAUGAUGAAUAUGAGGCCUAUCUGGGACGGCGUCAUCGUGAAACUGAUGUUGACACUACGGAUAGCGAACCAUUCGGUGACGAUGAUCCAAACGAUCCGGAAUGGCGUGGUGAAGGUGAAGAUCGUGGGGGCGGGGGCAGCAAUGAGCGACAUCGCCGCACCGCAAGGUAGCGGGAGCUAAUGAGGGAAAGCAUAUAAGGCCGCCACUUAGCUUUCAUCAAAGUAAUAAAUAAUUUAAACUUAAUUUAACACAAUCGCUAUAUGCUAUGAUGCGUUGCAUUAAUAUUUAGUUUGCAUUAUGCUGUUUGCUAUUGCUGAAGCCAUAAUUUUAAAAACCUUCCCCAGUUUUAAUUACAAUAUCUUAUAUGCAUACGUACUAUAUUGCAGAAUGAGAUGAACUGCAUAUAGUAAGAUAUAAUAAUUGUGACGAUUGAUAAAAGUGUAUCCAGAGAUUUUUGUUUCCUAUUAAUUCAUAAAGUCACAAAUUCCAUUUUUCAAUUAAUUUGGCACAUUUGUUAAAUAUUUUUGUGUAAAUAAUUACUUUUUUUGCGCUAUUAUGCGUUGCUUGCUGUAGAAAUAUGCAAAUGUUUUUUUCUUAUUGUAAUGAAGUUGAAAACUUGUAAUUCACUUAUAUAUUUGUACGGCAGUAUUGCUGUGCAUUUAUUUUACUUUAAAUAUCUACAUACAUACAUACAUAUAUAUAAAACAAAAAUAUUUUAAUUGAAAUUUGUCAAAAAACUACCACUAGGAACAUAUUAUUACUUUGAUAUUUUUAAUAAAGUCCAAGGAAUACAGAAAAUCGGAAAAUCGUAAAAUUUACUGUUUACUGUGGUAUGAUUUUACCUAAAGGCACAGUCACAUAAAGCUUUAUGUCGUAUUCGUCAUUUUUUGCGCACAAUCAGCAGAAAAAGAACGCAUUGUAAAAAUUAUGCAUAAGUUUAUUAUUUUAAUAUUUUUAUCGGCAAAUAGAUUUCAUAUUGAAAAUAGAAUACACAGUGAAAAACGUACACACACACAUUUGUAUUUAAAUAAUUAUAGUCAAUGGCGUAACCAUAGAAAACAAAACUAAUUAGAAUUAAAUAAUACUUAUGCUUAAACUUAGUAUAUAUAUAAUAUUCAGAUGUAAAACUCACUUAUAAUUAAACAAAAAUGAAGAACUAGUUUAACAAAUUCAGAAUUGGCUUGUUGAAUAUGACUUUCCCGAAGCACACAUAUAUACGUGUAUGUAUGUAUAUGUGAAUUAUUUUCAAUUUAGUUGAACGUUGGAUAAUUAUGUUCAUACCAGUCAAGAUUAUUUCUCACGAUCUGCAAAACUCGUGUUUGAGGCGGCAUUCGUUUAAGUUAAAUAAUUCUCUAAAACUGUUUGUUGUGCAAUUUAAAUUGAUAAAUAUUUUGGACAGAUACAAAAUUAUUAAGAUUUCACUCUCUAAUUACUUAUUAAUUAAUUACAAUCCAUUAUACAUAAAUGCCUAUUGAAAACACCUCGAGACAAAAGUAAUUUUUCACUCGCAAAUUCUCGUUUAGUUUUGAACAUGCUAUUGUAACAGUUGAUUUCAAGAAAGACUCUGCAAAAAAAUAAAUGCAUUCGCUGAAUUGUGAGGGCUUCCACAUAAUUUGGUGGUUUCACUUAUAUGAAUGGUCAGUGCAAAUGGGUAAAGGAAUCGCAUUCGGGCAGGGCAUUCAAACAGAAGUAAAGAUAAAGUAAUCAAAUUUCGGUAACUUGGCUUCGUGUUACACAAUUUCCUAUUACAUAUAUCGUACAGUAGAGUUUACAUACAUAUAUAUCAUAAAGUUUUUUUUUUUGUUAUGAAGCUGACUUCUUUCAUACAUACUUUAGAUAAUUAAUAAAGUGAAAUGUCAUUUCUAUUAAAGAUAUUCUCUGUGCGAUCAAAAUUUAUAAAUAUCAUAUUCACACACCAUGUUUUCAAAAAAUUGUCAUUAAGAAAUCUUUACAAAUUACAUUAAUUCGAAAAAUGCUGGAUCCAAAUCUCAUAUGUAAUUUUUCUCUAUGUGAGUUUCUUUUUUUUUUUUAAAUAAACUUACAUGUAUGUAUGUAUAUAUAACUAUAUUCAAAUACAAAGGUGUAAAAAAUAAUGUUUAUCAGAAAUUCUCUUAGAGUUUACGUAUCUGUGCGAGGGCCUUAGGUCUAAGUAAAGAUAUUUUGCAACCACUAAACAUAUUUACGAUUAAGUUUUAUAAUUAAAAACAGCAAAAAAAAAUUAAAAUGAAAUAAAUUAAUAAUAUGUAUAAAAAACCAAA
Molecule: messenger RNA, 9127 nt
Organism: Ceratitis capitata (Mediterranean fruit fly)
Lineage: Eukaryota; Metazoa; Arthropoda; Insecta; Diptera; Tephritidae
Gene: nsl1
Exons: 13
Coding region: 1079-7039 (1986 amino acids)
Cellular component (GO): NSL complex
Molecular function (GO): histone acetyltransferase binding
Source: RefSeq, a predicted model, not a curated record